AUGGACUUGGUACUGCCGCAAGGCAUCAUUAUUAGCGCCAGCGAGGUCUAUACGCAACUGGCUAGCUUACCCGUCGUUUCUUCAGAGGUAAUACGGCAUUACUGGAACGCCUACACGGUGAUCUCCAAGAAAACUGGUGGCGAUCCUACUCAUCUCCGCCUAGAGAACUUUUGGUGGCAUGUUUGGGGCAGCAAUAGGAGGAACCUAUCUGGUCCCGCUCUCGCCAGACUCUUCCAAGACAUCUCAACCGGUCCAACAGCUGUGCCUCUCGUGGUUCCGAAAAGAAGUCGCGAGAUACUAGAGAGAUCCAAGGUCCUCCUGGAGCAGAUUAACGCCGAAGGACAUGGGUCGGCAUCCACACAACAACCGGAGGGAAUUAGGGGAGAGGGCCGUGAUGCUAUGGUCAAAAUGAAAGCGCCAACCCCAUCUUCCUCGAGGCCACCUCCGCCACACCCAAUCCUGAAAAAGCAUAGCGCGCCCGUACCAGGACCUCGACAUACGGCCAGAUUCGCUUCACCACCACGUGUCGGGGAGGGUGAAUCUAACGGAGGCGCCACAACGUCUAUCACCAAGGUCGUGCCAGAGCUGUCAACGAUGCCUCCUCCGCCAUUACCGACUGCGAGAAAGACAAAAACGACAUCAGAAUCUCCAACUACCAUGAAACUUCCUUCAACAGAUAAUGCCGAGAAGACCACCGCGCCGACCGCGCCUUCAGGUGGCAAAGCCAGCAAGCCUGUAGCUGCUCGAAAAAGGGUCAUGGCGACUACAAAAUCGGCGAAAAGGCGGCCGGUAAUGCCACGGAGGACAAGUUCGCAGUCAUCAACGGCGUCCAACACCCAGCAGCGUAUGGUGCCGGCGACAGCCGAUCAGUCCCAUCAAAGUACCCGGUCAGCAGCUGUGGCGGACGAGACCUUUCAAGAGUCUCCCCCUUCGAUUGCCGCUUCAUCCCCGACUUCCACCCUGGUAGCAUCAGUCGCAGAAAUCCCGGCUUCAGCGGCAGUAGAUCAGUCCUCCCAGAGCUCCCAAGGUGGCUCAGAAUCGUCCCAAGACGAGCAAAGGACCUCGAGUUCAAAGGCAGCUGGCAAGAGGCCGGCAAGGCCAACCCAAAGAUCUUCCUCCGGGGGCAUUCUAACUGUUACUAUCGGCUCCCAAGAGCGGCGACCAUUGUUCGUUAGUUCCGGAUUUUUGCCUGCCCGGUCUCCCAGCCUAUCUCGUAGUGAGCGGAGUGUUUCUACGACACGAGAAGCUACGAGGAGGAAUAGCGUGGAAAAGAAGCCACGGCGUGCCCCUGUUGCUGGGUUCGUGGCCGAUAACGAAAGUGGAAGUGACACACCCUCACCAGCAAGAACACGCACCACACGUGUUACCAAAGACCCUAUAGUUGGUUCGCCUCGGCCGCCACCCAGAGUCCCGUUGUUUUCUCAGAGGAUGUCAGGGGAACUUCCCUACUCAUCUCCUCACGCAAUGUCUCACAGGCUUUCCGGUGAGGUUCCCAACGUACAAGCCUUGACCGAGGAACCUACAACACAGAUAUCCGACACCACCGUCCAGGGGCAGUUUGAUUCCGACGUCAUAGCAACAUCGUCUUUGGUGGAAGCACGAGAUAUACCUGACUUUGUGUCGCGCCGGUCGAGGCCUUCGCCGUCGCUCCUUCAGGAACCGUUCUCCCCUACACCUCCCAGCUCUACUCCGACGAUUCCCUUUGGGAGAUCCAAGAGUCAACUCACGCUGCUGCUGGCAAAGGAUAAUCACAGAAAGGUGAAGGAAACCCGUUAG
Molecule: messenger RNA, 1776 nt
Organism: Sordaria macrospora k-hell
Lineage: Eukaryota; Fungi; Ascomycota; Sordariomycetes; Sordariales; Sordariaceae
Source: RefSeq, a predicted model, not a curated record